AUGUCCCACCCGCUGCACGAUGCGAUCGAGCCUUUCGCAUCGGACACUCUGAGAGAAGCUCUCCACCCUGACGACUGGGUAGGGCCGGUUUCGGAAGACAUUAACAAUUUCCCGACCCCAGAUUCUCCUCAUGGACCUGUUCUCCACAUCCACGACACAUUCCCCGCCGAUCACCGAAGUGCCACUGAAGGUUAUGACGAUACUUGA
Messenger RNA from Aspergillus ochraceoroseus IBT 24754, 207 nucleotides. RefSeq lists its product as uncharacterized. The transcript is spliced from 2 exons. The record is from RefSeq and is a predicted model, not a curated record. Lineage: Eukaryota; Fungi; Ascomycota; Eurotiomycetes; Eurotiales; Aspergillaceae. The coding region runs from base 1 to 207 and encodes 68 amino acids.